This is a messenger RNA of Struthio camelus australis, 2533 nucleotides long. RefSeq names its product Golgi membrane protein 1. Gene Ontology annotation, cellular component: Golgi apparatus. Lineage: Eukaryota; Metazoa; Chordata; Aves; Struthioniformes; Struthionidae. The record is from RefSeq and is a predicted model, not a curated record.
CCCACAGAAACGGGCAAAGUGCAUCUUGUAGGUUAAGAAAACCGCGCAAGUUCAUCUGAGCUGUCACUCUUCCUCCUUUGGUCUUGUUUCAGUUGGUUAAACCAGCCUAUUGCUGGUGGGGGGAGAAAACCUGGUGGAUGCGCUCCCUAUUUAGAUCUGCCUUGAGAGAAAGCGUUGGAAAUGUUGGUGUCUAUGAGUUAUCGGCAGUGAGUAAUGGGUUUAAAUUGGAUUUGAGUGAGCAGCGAAUGACUACACCAUCUGGAUACACCAAGAGGACUUUGUCAACUUGGCAUCACUCAAAAACUUCCUACUUGCUGUGUAUGAAUGUCAUCUAAGAUUUCAGUGACGGAGAAAUGAGGGCAACUUAUUUUGCACUUAGCUUCUCUAGUCAGUUAGUUUUCCCUGCUUGGAUCUUUCACACAGACAGAAGCAUGUUAACACCAAAAUAACACUUGAUAUUCACAAGAGGGUAAAAAUAACAAUGAUAUGAAAAAUCACAGAGGGCAAUAACAGUAUCUGAAACUAUUCAUCUUUCUUUUUCUGAACUCUAGUUCAUUUGAUUCUGUUCUUUUAGUUUUGUGUAGCCCAUUGAGAACAGACAUGUAAAGAUCUCUCAUCUUACAAUUGAUUGGUAGCUUCUGUUUUUUCAUUAUUCCGUGCUUUUGGAGACUGUCCUUCUUUUGCUUGACAAAGCAUUUUCCCCACCUCCUCAGAAAUUUCAGUUCAUUUGUUGGAUACUCAAUAAAUACUGUUUUUAUUUCCUGAACCUUGAUCAGGAGAUGCCCCUUGCUUUGCAUAUAUUAGAUUUUUUGGAAAACUUGAAGAUGGGAAUAUUUGUUCAGGUUUUUAAUUAACCUUGAUCUUGGGAUGAAUCUUUAUAAAUGACCCCUCAUCUUACAUCUUGACAGCACUUUGCUCAGGAAGAGGUUUCCCCACUGUUGUUUGUGGGUUGUUUUUUUGUUCUUUGUUUUUUUGUUUUUUGAAAUGGUAGGGCUAGGAAACAGCUGCCGAGGGAUGAAGUCUCCACCUCUUCUCAUAGCUGCACUCGUGGCAUGCAUCAUUGUUUUGGGCUUCAAUUACUGGACUGCAAGUUCUCGCAGUGUGGAUUUGCAGAAUUGGAUCAUGGAACUAGAAGGCAGAGUCCACAGGGCAGCAGCGGAGAGAGGUGCAGUUGAGCUCAAAAAGAAUGAAUUCCAAGGAGAACUAGAGAAGCAACGACAGCAGAUUGAUAAAAUCCAAUCCUUGCACAGUUUUCAGAUGGAAAAUGCCAACAGACUACAUCGGGAAGAGAAGGCCUCACUGAUGAAUAACAUCACAACAAAUGAGCGAUUGAUACAGAGUCUACAAGAACACUUGAAAUAUUUACAGACAGAACAUGGAAAGCUACAGCUGGAUGUUUACUGGUUUCAGAAGAACCAGACUAACCUUCAGAGGAAGUUCUCAUAUGACCUGUCACAAUGCAUCAAUCAGAUGAAAGAAUUAAAAGAACAAUGUGAAGAAAGGAUAAAUGAGCUCACAAAAAAAGGCAGUGAUGUACCACAGAUCAAAGAAAACAGAGACUUCUCAGAAGAUUCCAACAAGAAUCUCCAGGUUAAUGUUCAACUGCCUGCCUUUAAGCAAGUGGAGUUCCAGCAGGCUGGCUUGGAACAGCAGAAAGCCAAUGAAGAUGUACCCAGAGUAGUACCUAUAGCAAAAAGGACAGAGUCUCCUCAGGCUAAAGAAAGAAUAAAUGGCCUUAUUGCCAUUAGAAAACAGGAGCCUAAAGCAGAGGAGGAGAGGCUUUCUAGUGAACUGAAACACCUGCAGGAUUCACUCAAGGCUGCCACAGGUCCUCAGGAGAUGCCACCUGAGUCAGAGAAAGGACUGAAUCUGUACAAAGAUGCAAAACAUGUAGCUGGGCAAGAGGCUGUAGAGCCAGCAGCAGAGCAGGCUGCCAAUGAGGAGGUGGAGCGGGAGCAGCUCUUAAAUUACGACACUCGGCAGGAUGACCCACGUCCUGGAAAGGAUGACAAACAGGGACAUGAAGCACUGAACCAGGACAAAGAUGUUGACUACAAUUUAGAUGAGAAUGAAGCUGAAUCUGAAACAGACAAGCAAGCAGCACUUGCAGGCAUUGAAAAUAACUUGCAUGUUCAAAACCAUGAAGAUAAUAUGAAGAACCACUUAUUUGAUCAAGUAGAAGAACAACAGAGGUUGUGAACAAGGGAGGUUCACGAUGACUUAGUCAUCUCUUCAUAUAAAUGCAGCAAUGAUGACAGCCAAGUGAUUUGAGAAUGUUUUGAUUAUCUUCUCAAGGCUUUAACAAGGACCCAAAUGAAGUUGUUUGUUUGUUGUGAAGUUUUAGUACUGUUUCAGUGGUGAAAACUAUCUUAAAUCUCUGGAGGCUUGUUUUAAAGCAGACUGACCUCUGUAAUGACUCUUUCCUUCCUCCUGAUUAUAAAAUUGAAACUAGCUAGCAAUAACUGUAGUAACUUUGAAGUCAACUACCUUGUACAAUCAUACUAUGAUAACCAUUUGUGUGGAUUGGUGGUAG